Messenger RNA from Nilaparvata lugens (brown planthopper), 1181 nucleotides. RefSeq names its product spermatogenesis-associated protein 17-like. Lineage: Eukaryota; Metazoa; Arthropoda; Insecta; Hemiptera; Delphacidae. The record is from RefSeq and is a predicted model, not a curated record. Gene Ontology annotation, cellular component: spindle pole. Gene Ontology annotation, molecular function: protein binding. Gene Ontology annotation, biological process: establishment of meiotic spindle localization; spindle organization; mitotic cell cycle. The transcript has 8 exons. The coding region runs from base 1 to 957 and encodes 318 amino acids.
AUGUCAAAAUCAAAACCACUGAGCUCUAUACCGUUGCUUACGAAACUACAAGUGAAGUUAACAACAACAACACAGGUCUAUCUUGAUGUGACUAUCUUAUUCAAUGUUUCUGGUUUUGAGGAAAGCAUUUUCCCAUCAUUUCAAACGGAAAAAGAAGAAAAGAAGAAACUACAAUCCUACUUGGCUGCGCGGACCAUCCAAAGAUACUUCAGAGGGCUUUUAGUAAGAAAGCACAUAAAAAUGCUACAUUUUAAAACAACAAUCAUACAAAAACAUUGGAGAGGUGUUCUUGGGAGAAAGUUGUACUACCAACUUCUCAAAGAGACAGUGCAAAAACGAUGCAUGGAGAAAUUUAAUAAAUGCGCAACUACAAUUCAAAAGGUUUGGAGAGGCUACUUAGCAAGAAAGUUCAUUUUCGAUUAUAAUUUAUUCAAAGAAUGGAUGGAAAAUGUCAUGCAAGCAAACAAAAAUAUUGUUGAGAGAAUUGAGAAGGAGAGAACGUCUGAUCAAGAAUCUAAUGAAUUAGCAACUGAAGAAGAGGCCAAAAAGAACUUGCACUGCGUUCUGUUGAAGUCACACCAUUUGCUGCGCACUUUCCAUAGAAAAGGAGUUCUGAGUAGGAAAGAAGAUACUAGAGAAUACUCAUUCACUGAAGAGCUAAUGAGAUCUUUCAAUUUUAUGUCUUACUUGAAGAAGCAGAAACAAGACGAGGCGAAAAGAUAUAAAAUAAAAAUCAAGGAUGAUGAGAUGACCGAGGAUAUUGAAUUUACUCUUGAAAAAAUUAAGAAAUUGAAAAGAGAUUGCGCUCUUCAGAGAGCUAAAGAAAGGGAGAAAUCUGAACCGAAAAAUCAACUGAGGACACAGAAAAUAAUAAAAAAGAGAAUACAGAAUAUUUCAAGUAAGAAACAAACGGAAGAAUGCAAAUGUUGUGCUAUACCAAACUACAGGAAUUAUUGAAAAUCUUGUUUGCAUGAUUAUUUAAUUUGGAAAAAAUGUUUACUUAUUGGAAUUUUUUAAAGUUAUCCAAAAAGAGGCUACUCAUCACUUUUAAUAGUUGAAUCUUCGAGGUACUGAGACGCGAUUGUAUUUUAGAUUAAUUGAUUUUUGUGAUCGUUACUGUUUUUCAAACUUCAUAAAUAAAAAAUUUGUUUUUCAAACAAAUAAAUAAAUAUUCAACACAA